This is a messenger RNA of Aspergillus japonicus CBS 114.51, 4895 nucleotides long. RefSeq lists its product as uncharacterized. NCBI's taxonomy places the organism in Eukaryota, Fungi, Ascomycota, Eurotiomycetes, Eurotiales, Aspergillaceae. The coding region runs from base 1 to 4851 and encodes 1616 amino acids. The record is from RefSeq and is a predicted model, not a curated record. The transcript has 16 exons. Gene Ontology annotation, biological process: carbohydrate metabolic process. Gene Ontology annotation, molecular function: hydrolase activity, hydrolyzing O-glycosyl compounds; chitin binding.
AUGCUCAAACUUGGCAAUUGUGCACUGCACUUCCUUAGACUACUAGUCACCUUGAUCUCCCUUGCCAGUGCACAGACUUAUUACUGUAAUUCCACGGCCCCCUGUUCGAACAAUGCCUGCUGUGGGUACUCUUACGGUGAGGGCAUCUGUGGAUUUGGCCCUACAUACUGUGGCGAGACUUGCCUGAGCAACUGCAAUGCCACGGCAGAAUGUGGGCAGUAUGCCUCCGAUCCGACCAUGAGUUGUCCUUUAAAUGUGUGCUGUUCUCAAUAUGGCUUCUGCGGCACCACCGACGACUUUUGCGGGGAUGGCUGCCAAGGAGACAAUUGUGGCUUUCCGACCGAGCCAUCGUGCUCAACAAAUGAUGUCUUCAAGCGAGUGAUCGGGUACUAUGAGACUUGGGCGUCCGCACGAUCAUGCGAUGGCUGGCGGCCAAACAACAUCGCUGUGAGCUCACUCACGCACAUCAACUAUGCCUUUGCCGCUCUCUACAUGCUCGAAACCUACGGCUUUGAUGGCGUGGACCUGGAUUGGGAGUAUCCCGUAGCAGAGGAUCGUGGUGGCCAAGCCGCUGACACAGUUAAUUAUGUUAAGCUGAUUAGUACUCUGCGUGAGGUGUUCGACGCUUCAGGUCGCGCGUAUGGAAUCUCCUUUACUACACCCUCCAGCUACUGGUAUCUCCAGCACUUCGAUCUCCCUGGCAUGUUGGAAGCUGGCGCUGAUUGGACCAAUAUUAUGACUUACGACCUCCACGGAGUCUGGGACAAGACGGAUGUCUGGAUUGGAGAUGUCAUGGAGGCGCACACAAACCUGACGGAGAUCAAAGAGGCCUUGGAUCUAUUCUGGCGAGUGGGAGUAGAUCCGUCUCAGGUGGUAUUGGGCGCCGCAUUCUAUGGCCGCUCCUACACAAUAUCCAACUUUGGAUGCACCAGUCCGGGCUGCCCAUUCGCUGGGCCUGGAGAUCCUGGGCCAUGUACUGACUCGGCCGGUACUCUCUCAUUCAAGGAAAUUAUGGAGACCGUCGACCUCGAUGAUGUGAUCAUCAUGUGGGACGAGACAGCAGCUGUCAAUUAUGCUACCUGGGAUGAUCAGUGGGUGUCCUUUGAUACGAAUGUCACCUUCCGACAGAAGAUCGACUACGCCAACCAGGUGUGUCUAGGAGGCGUCAUGAUCUGGUCAGUUGACCAAGAUACCUACGACUGGAAGGCUCUAACGGCGUUGCUUAACAAAGCCGUGGACAGCAACAAUCUGCUAACAGGCGACUCAGCAAGCGACGCAAAAACCUUAGCCAAGGAGUAUUCUGCGUUCACUGGCACGGACUGCUAUAUCAGUGAGUGUGUCGAUUGGAAUACUGGGCAGUGUAAAGCAGGGUACAGUGUCCUUGACUACGUCCAUGAUGGCUUCCCCGGCGCGCUCCAGGACCCCGACAACACUCUCUGCCGUUCUGGAAAGGAGGGGGAUGUCGAUGCUCAAUACCGGUUGAUUUGCUGCCCUACGGAUGCCAUGCCUGAAGGCUGUGAAUGGGAAGGAAUGAAUGCUGACGGCUGGUGCACUGGUGGAGGAGGAACCUGUGGAGAGAAUAAAUUCGAGCUGGUGGCCGACACCUAUACUGACCGCACAGGGGAUACCUUUUGUAUUACUGCCAAACGGUCUCUGUGCUGCAACACCGAUGCUAUCCUCUCUCAAUGUGCUUGGACCGGCUGUGGAGAUAGCAACCCCAGCGCUCCCGAGGAUUCUUAUGUUAUGGAAGUCAUCUCACACUAUCCGGGCUCGAAGCAGAGUGCCGAAAUAUGUCCGGAUGGCAGUGCCUCUUACUUCUACUGUCCCGCCAAGAAUACCUACAAGAGCUGUAACUGGUAUGGGUGCAAUGAGACCUGUCCCAACACCCAGGUCUUGAUCACCCAGAGAACCGAGAUUGAUAGUCUUCAUCACGGAUGGUUCAAUGUCUGCACAACUGGAACGAACAAGCUUUGCUGUGAUCCUCCGGAUGGCAACAACAGUGUCCCAGUCGAUCCCAAGAAUCUCUUCGAGUAUCCGGACGAGACAGACGUGAGCUACUAUUACAACAUUCAAAAAACUUCUAAUGAUGAGGGUAACGGCCUUAACACCUCAGCAGCGACAAGUACAUCGACAGUCGAUCCAUUUGCCUUUGUGAUGAUUGACGGCGAUCCUGAAGCCUAUUCGGAAUCCUUAGUUAACCAAUGGACAUUUCUGACUGACCAGGCGACUCUGGCCAAGCGCGAGCUGAAGCAUCACCGUCGCCAGAACAUGUUCGAGGUGAGGAACGAUACGUUCGAAAAUACAGUUGAACGGUAUCAUAUUCAGUGCACCUGGCUCUACAUUAACGCCUCCAGGUGCGAUGAUAUCUUUCGUGGCGGUGCCUCAAACAAGAUUGUCAAAAUGCCGAAAGAUCUGGGCGCUGGUCCGUACGCUAGAAUAAUCAGUCUGGUUCCAUGGGGCCUACCUGGCGCAUCCAAUCUCCGGCCACGGUCUGCCGAUGAGAUUUAUGAGUUGACCGUGGACUACGACCUGCCGGCUGCAGCGAGCGAGGAAAAAGGUGACGUAAAUUUUCGCGUGGAUUACACCAAUCUGCUGGAGUACUGGUAUGUGGACUCCAUCACUGCCGCACCAGCUUCAAGCCGCAAGCGUUGGUUUGGCUCAUUCUCCAACUGGCUCACGCGUAUGACGACCAUUGUCCAAAACGAGCAAGGAUCGUUGCCGUUGGAAUACGAGGAUAGUCUGAAGCUGUUCCACGCUGAGCAAUACUGCCCUAGCCUAAAUCUCUACACCACCUUUGAUAUCGACUCUUACAUCCAUAUGGGACUUUAUUCUCAAUAUGGCUACUAUUUCGAGGGUGCGAUAUUGCCAACACCGAAACUAAUAUCCGCAUAUGGAUACUUUUCCAUCGAACCUGUGGCGGAGAUCCUCGUAACCCUGCGAGCAGACGCGGUGAUGCAGUCCAAUUCGGGCACUGCGGAACUCUUGAGUGUCGGCUUCCCGGGCCUCUCAAUCAAGGGCUUGAUCAGUAUUGGUCCUGAACUUCGCCUCACCGGUGAGCUGGAUGCCUCUCUUCAGGUGUCGGGAGAGUUGAACGCCGGGGUCUCCGUUGGUUGGAAGCGGACAGAAGUCUACUUUCCCCAGGAUGAGGUUGCAGUUGCCGAUAGUUCUGCGCCAAAAGAUCUGACUGACGAUGACCCUCAAACAUACUCAUUUGAACCAAUCCUGAACGCAGAAUUGACUGCCGAGGGCAACCUAGCUUUGACACUGACCCCGGAGGUACGUUUUGGGGUCUCGGUUCUGGGAGGGAGCUUGAUGUCGGGAUACGUGACAGCUGGUGUCUCAAACACUCUCAUCCUGGGAGUGAAUGCUUCGGCCGGAGCAUCCAUCGAUGGAACUGCGUCCGCGGGCUUCUGUUACUGGGCGGACUACGUGUAUAAAGUCUUCCUGCGGGCCGAUAUGUCAUUCAUUGACGACCUUGCCUUCUGGGGGGCCCAGGUGGAUGUUGCGUCGCCCAAGGAUCCUCUCAUCCUCGUUGAGGAAACAUGCAUCGGAUACUCCACAGAGAAACUAUUUGGAAAACGUAGUACCUCGGACUACGGAGAAGUGGUAGCUAACGGAACUGGGGCCGGGUGUUUUGGUGGCAUGGUGGCGUGUUCAGUGAUAGAGGCUGAGGAUAGCUGUGGCGCCAACUCAACCUCAACAACAGCUGCAGUGGCAGAAUCAGCCAGCGGUGAUAAUUCCAAACGCAGUACUGUCACUGGUGGCAACGGAGGUCCUAAUUGUGUUCGACCUGCACUGUGGUACAAUUGUGACUACUUCCCUGAUGCUAAAAUCGCCAAUCUCAACGAAUUUACCAAAGGAACCAAGCCCUAUGAGUCCGUACAUGGGAUCUGUUACAAUAUCCGGAACUAUAUGCAACAAAACUACAAUGGUCAAACUAUAGGAAGUAACUGGAUGCGGCUGGAGUAUAUCUCGACACAGGAAGCCGACGACCUGAGCCAUCGCGAGCAGGCCUGUGGAGAGUAUUGGGAGCCAGGUACGCCUGCUUAUGAAUGUUCUGAGUUGAAACGGUCCCUGUGGCCACUUGCUGUGCAAAGAGCCUUCGACACAGGGAAUUCCGAUCUCUACAUUUUGCCCGGCUUCAGCGAGAGCUUGUCCUGCGACGAAUUUCCGUUUCAUGCAUCUGCUGAAGGUGGAUGGGGCGCGAACACGGAAUGUGUACCGAACGACCAGCAGAUCUUUCAGCGAGCAAUCAAUCGGCUUCCAUCUUCGACCUAUGAUACGCGUGUUCAACGAUUCUGGAGAGACUCUAAAAACUCGCCGUGGACGGGAAGCCCUGCGUACUACAACUUGGUUCUCAUGUAUGGCAGUCAGAAUGGGAACAGUCUGGGUGGCAAAGGGGGCACGUACUCGCAGACCAAUGUUCUGGGCGUGUAUCGUGUUCUGGGCGGUUUUAAUAUGCUCGACACGCCGGAUCUUGAACUACGGAGAGCCGAUGGCUCUGCGGCCAACAAUGCCAUUUGCCAUAUAGAUGCAUCUGGACUCAUCUGGGACACGAGCUAUGGUCUCUCCAUGAUCCGGGUAACCCCUUGUCUGGUGACCUACGUGUCGGCUGCGGUGCCGUACAAGAGAGAGUAUGCACCCGGAGACCCGUCGGACUUCGAAAUUGCGGAUGCUGUGCUGCCUCCUGACUGGGAGGAUCUAGCCAUCGACGUUGCUCGGGACGACCCUCAGGCUUUAGCCGAAGCUGUUGCCCAGCAACUUGAGCGCUUAGGAAAUGAGAUCGUGCAGGACGAUUCCAAGAAUUCAGAUCUGAAACGCCAUCGGCAUGGCCGCCAUGGGCGACAUUGAACUCAUGAGGUUGGUUCUGUGUUGGUGUGUCUGUCUGGAACUGG